Molecule: messenger RNA, 413 nt
Organism: Sinocyclocheilus grahami
Lineage: Eukaryota; Metazoa; Chordata; Actinopteri; Cypriniformes; Cyprinidae
Product: mitochondrial import receptor subunit TOM7 homolog
Exons: 3
Coding region: 86-256 (56 amino acids)
Biological process (GO): protein import into mitochondrial matrix
Cellular component (GO): mitochondrial outer membrane translocase complex
Source: RefSeq, a predicted model, not a curated record
GCCGCACACUUUACGGCAUACACGUGCUUCCUGAGCUCUUCACCGCUCCGGAUCCAGAGACAGUCUUUGAGUAAAUCUGAGUGAAAUGAUGGCCAAACUGAGCAAAGAGAGCAAGCAGCGGCUGCAGCAGGUGUUCCAGUGCGGCCAGUUCAUCAUCCGCUGGGGCUUCAUCCCCACCGUGCUGUACCUGGGAUUCAAACGGGGAGCCGAUCCGGGGAUGCCUGAACCCACAGUCUUCAGUUUGCUUUGGGGAUGAAGACGCUCCUGACGGAGACUACAGCCUCCAUGAAGACUCGUCGCUCGCUCGGAUCUGAACUCAGUGCUGGGAUGUAAAUACUUCACUGUCAACACUUUUGUGUUAUUUUAAGACUUUUGCUUCCUCUUUCUGGAACAUUGCAUUGAGAAAAAAACAA